AUGCUGAAUGAUGCCGUUUGCAGGGCUGCCUUGGACACAAGCACUCACUACGGACCACAGGAGAUUGGAAGCUUGGUGUGGUGCCUCGCAAUGCUGAGGGUGAUUGACACUCAGGUGCUGGGCGCCCUUUUCACGCAGAUCAACUUCUGCGUUCAGGGCCUUGGCACACGUGAGCUAGGUGUCUUGGUGGAUACUCUUCCAGCCCUUCGCCGACUACUGCUGCCACGUUUGCAAGACAAGGCCGUUACUGGCGCAUCUGAGAUGAAAAAAGCCAACCCAAACCUGGACACUUUGCAAACUAUCACCUUCGGAGCUAUUGGAAGCUGCGAGCUGCUGGCGCACUGCCACAUUGCGGCCAGUUGUGGCAGCGCUGUCCCAUCCAAAAAAAGACAGCUAUCCUUCAAGAAUGUACUUUGUGUCAUCGAGUAUGCGCUUGACAGCUGUCAGGGUAGCCUACAACGUCGGAACAAGGGUACUGUGGGGACCCCAUCGGUGAACCCUGGUGGCACCGGUGGUAUCACAUGGGAUCGUGUGGAUCGCACAGCGUGUGCGGAGUUUAGGGCCUUAGCUGCUAUGGAGAAGCUCCUCGAAAGUCAAAUGCCCUUGAAUCAAACUAGCAAAACUGGCAAGACGGGCAAGAUGACUAUUGCGGUCUCUGAGCCACCUUGUGUGUCAUGCCUAGCGGCUAUGGUGAAAUUCAGCCAAGGGUAUCCAGAGAUCCAGAUUGAAGUUUGUAUCGAUGGGUCUUUGUUGCGCUUUGGUACAGAGGUUGGACGGUUUAAAGCAUUCUCAGAGCUUGAAGAUGGUGGAGAUGCGACUGAGCCGGUGGAGUAA
Messenger RNA from Cladocopium goreaui, 834 nucleotides. The record is from the annotation of a GenBank genome assembly. NCBI's taxonomy places the organism in Eukaryota, Dinophyceae, Suessiales, Symbiodiniaceae.